AUCAAGGUAGCGUCAUGUCUGACCUACAACGAUCUAUCGUUUUAACAGUCUAAACAUGCUAAAGGAGAUAACGUAAAAGGAAACCUUUUUACCAUUUAAUUUCUAGGAAAGGGUGCUGAAACAUGGAAGGCAGCCUUACCAUUCCUAGUCACAUAGAGGACCUGACAAAAUGUAUGUAUGAACUACAACAGGACGGAAAAUUCUGUGAUGCAGGUCUCGAGUGCAAAGAUGGCGUCAUAUUUGUUCAUAAACUUGUUCUUAUGGCAUGCAGAAGUCCAUAUUUAAGGAAUCAAUUGGUGUCUGAAAGUGAAGGUGAAAGAGUUUAUGUCAGUCUAAAAAAUUAUUCAUUAAAAACAGUAUGCUGUUUGGUGCAGACCCUUUAUACCGGACAGAUAAAUAUUUCCCAGGAGAAUGAAGUAGAUUUUAGUCGUUUGUGUGAGAUGAUAGGGCUUGACAAAAUAAAAUCUGCUGCUGAAAAUUUGAUUCAGCAUGAUCAAAAUAUUUAUGAGAUCGAAAGCAUAAACCCAUUUUGUGCUGUUCAAGUUGAAGAGGAAGUAAUAGAAUCACAGGAUGAGAUUACAGCACUUGUGGCAUCUGUCAAUCAUGGACCAGAUGACAACUUAGUUGACAGUACAAACACUGUUGAUAAUGUAGAGGAUCUCAACUAUGACAGCAGUGAUGUAAAAGUUGGAAGUGAUAUGGUUAAAAGGAGUCAAGAUUCAGAAGGAGAAAGGGAGGCAGACAAAUCUUUUGAUCCGCCCACCAUGCCCACAAGAAGAGAAACCAGAAGCAACAAGAGAAGAAAAAUUUUCCAUAAUGAGAACACAUCACAAGCAAAAGACAAUGCCACAUCAUCUAAUGUGGCAGAAAUAUUGACCAUUGCAAGACAGUUGUCUGGAAUAGAUGAAGCACAGCCAACUAAACCUGCUUCUUCUUGUCGAGAUCAAACUAAAUCCAGUUUAUGCUCUCUAUGUACAAAAGAAUUUGUCAAUGAAGACGAAAAUGUAACAGAUCCAAGCAAGAAAGUUUGCACAGAAUGUAUGGUUUUAUUUAGUGGAGAAACCAAUGAUGACCAAGAGGUGGGAACUGAACCAGACCAAAUACAAAGUUACAACAGUGAAGAUGGUGGAGAACACAACAAACAGGACAGUGUUGAUUUGGAAGAGGAAUGUUUAAAGAAGACUUGUGAAGAAGGAUCGCCACUUCUAGGCCUCAUUGCCUUAGAAGAAAGUGACUGUGAUCCAUUACCAUGGUUACAAGAACAGAUAGUCAUUGAUGGAUGUGAAAAAAAUGAAAUCUCUGACAGAAAGCUUAGAAAUAAGAGCCAAUCAGAUAAAGGAGAGAUAGAAUCAGGUGAGACCAAUCAAGAAAAGUUGUGGCAUUGUAAAAAGUGUGAAUUUUCAACAGGUGAUAAGAAGGAACAAGAGAGACACCGAAAGCAUCACUCUUACCUCAAAAGAAAGCUCAAAAUGUCUAAACUAUGUAAACCUCCAAAAUAUUUUUGUGAUGAAUGUGGAAAUGAAUAUAAAACUGAAGUUGGUUUGAUUCAACAUAAAAAAUUAUCGCAUUCGGAUAAGCCUAUAUUGAGUUGUGUACUUAGAGGGUGUAAAUCCCGUUUUGUGGAAGAAUCUGCUUUACAAAAACAUUUGUUAUGGCACAAAUCACAAGGUGUUCUGAAAUGUAGGAAAUGUGCACAGGUAUUUGUACUAAAGGGUGCACUAAAAAGACACGAGGAUUAUUGUGUCAAAAGAUUAAUGUUUCGAUGUGACAUUUGUAAUAAAGUGUAUAAAGCUCAAAGAAAUCUUUCUGAACAUAUGAGCAAAAUGCAUUGUGAGGGGGGUAAAGGCUUCAAUUAUAGGGAAUCUUUAAAGUUUAGCAGAAAUAUCAACAGUUUGACUUCUGGAGUUGAACAGAAUAAAAGAGCAAGUUUAACAGUCGAGAAUACAAGUUUAGAAACCACGAUGGAAGAGUUUAAUGCUGAUAAUGUUGAGGAAUUUGUUGCAGGGAUGAAUUCAAUUUUACUCACCCAGCAGAAUGAGAAAAAAACAAGACAGACACAUGACGUUUACCGUUGUAUACAGUGUGAAUUCUCAACAGUAGAUAAAACACAGUAUACUAAACAUAGAAAACACCAUGAUUAUUUAAAGCUUAAGCAAAAGCUAAAGAGUGCAGAACCCCAAUCACAAACUUGUGGUAAGUGUGAAACAGAGCAUAAAGCUACACUUGACUUGAAAGUUCAUACGGAAAAAGUACAUUCUUUGGUAUUUGAAUGCCUCGAGAAAGGUUGUUUUAAAUAUUUUUCGGAUGAACACAAGUUAAAUGAACAUUUAAUAGAGCAUGCAGAAACUGUUUUAAUAAAAUGUGGGAAGUGUGCAAAAUCAUUUGUUACAAAACAUGAUUUGAACAAACAUGAUGUUAUCUGCAUUCCUAACAGAACAGUACAACGUGAUACUGCUCAUGAAAACGAUGAAAAUGGUGAUGAUGUAGUUGAUAAUGAUGACAUGGAUGAUGAUGAUGGUGAUGAUGGUGAUGAUGAUGAUGAUAAUGAUGAUGAUAUUGAGGGUAUUGUUAAAACGUUAAAUAAGGCUAUUAAUAAGAAAAGAAAGUCAAAGGUUUAUAAAUGUGAGAAAUGUAAUUUUUCAACAAAAGAUCAUAAGGAUUAUGAAAAGCAUACACGCCGCCAUCGUUAUUUAAAUUGGAAGGAAACACAGAUACAUAUUUGUAGAUAUUGUGGGUUGACCUUCAGGACAAUAUCAGGAAUGACUAAACAUGAGCUCACUUUUCAUUCGGAUCAAUUUUAUAAAUGCAAGGUUAAAUCCUGCACUAGUGUAUUUAAGUAUAAACAGCAAUUAGAAAAACACAUAUUAAAGCAUAAAGAAAGGGGUCUUUUGAAAUGCAAGAAAUGUAACAAGAAAUUUGUUUUUAAAUAUAAGCUAACACCACAUGAAGAUAAAUGCAUAAGAAAUAUGACAGCAAAUGAACAGACUCAGUGUCACUUAUGCGGAAAACAGGUUGGGAGCAAAUCAGGAUUGUUAAAGCACAUGAGAAAACAUUAUGAUGGAAUGUUUCAUUGCUUUUGUGGAAAAACAUUUGACAGUAUUAAAAAUCUUAAUCAGCAUAAAAAAAUUCACCAUGAUCCUAUGCUUAAACCAUUUUGUGAAAAAGAGGUUUCCGAGGAGAGUGACGAUAGUAUAGAUUCAGAUUCAGAUGAAAUGGAAAAUAGUACAUCUUUAAGUUCAAGUGCAUAGUAUAAUUCGAAAAGUACUAAAGAAAAGCAAAAAGUACUUGAAUAAUGGAAAUGAAGAGUUGGUUAUAAAACAUGUUUAUUUCGCAGAUUGUCACAAUUUAACAUCAAUAGUGGUCGUGGAAUGGCAACAGAAAAUUAUGAAAAAACUUAGUAAGAUGUGAGAAAGGAUUAUGACAUGGCGUUUGGUGAUAAAGGUGAUAAGUUGAUAUUGAAGAAUAAACAAAAUGAUGGUGAUGCUAAACGUUGGCAUUGAAUGAAUUUAUCUCUGAUGUUGUAAAAUGAAGAUAUUAUUGACUAUACAUAGUGACAUUGAAUAGUCUGACGAAUAUAUGCGUGUACCUUGCAAAGUCCUCAUUCUCGUCAGACAGUUUUAACUUGAUCUCGACCUCUAUAUAUCAGAUACUAUAGGCGAUAGGUCUCCUAUAUUUGAUGUAAGGAAUGAUUGUAAGUUGAACCUGCCAUGGCCAAUUGGCAGGUAUCAUCUGAACUUGACCUCAUUUUCAUGGUUCAGUAGUUUAAGUUUCGUUUUUGUCGAGCCUGCGACUUUUGUCUCAGAAAGCUCGACAUAGGGAUAGUGAUCCGGCGGCGGCGGUGGCGGCGGCGUUAGCUAACUUCUUAAAAGCUUUAUAUUUUAGAAGCUAGAAGACCUGGAUGCUUCAUACUUUGUAUAUAGAUGCCUUAUGUUACGAAGUUUCCGUCUGUCAUAUGUCCAUUGUCCUUAACCUCAUUUUCAUGGUUCAGUGGCUUCUUGAAAAAAGUCAACAUUUUUUGUAAUGUUAAUUUCUUUCUUAUUGUGAGUAAUAGGAUAACUAUAUUUAGUAUGUGCGUACCUUGCAACAGUAGGGUGCCCAGUCAGCAAAUUUGAUCGAUUUGGGUUAACGGAAUAACACACGGCUAUAUUUUAUAUCAUUGGAAAGAAGAGAACAAGCCUCGUCGAAAUAUUGAUGUCGUCGUUGUCUACAGUGGUCACGAUUUUCUUAAAUUUGGGUCAAAGGUCAAAUCUAAAAUUUCAAGGAAAACGUAGAGUCUCGUUUAGACGGCUGGCCACCCCUACAUAUUUGCGUUUAUAGCAAAAUAAAUUCGAAUAAUUCAAAGGAUUAUAACUAUAGUUUCUAUAUUUAGGACUAAUUUGAUAAUUAUAUUGCCAAAUAUGGUUCGAGAUUGACAUUUGUACUUAUAGGGUGCACAUUUACAAUUUUCAUUCAGCUGUUAAAUAACAGUGACCUUGACCUUUUAAAAAUUCAAAAAUCGGAAUUUUUACAUAAGAUUCGAUACAAGUGAUCUUUAGAGAUAUUUUUUUAGAUAUUAACAUUUAUAAGUUGCCCUCCCAAAAUGUUACUUUUUCCGUCUUUUGAUAGAAGGUGUUCUUCAUGAUGAUUUUCUGGGUAAAUAUCCUAUUUUCUUUUGAUGAACGUGGAAGCACAUCAAAUAGUACUUAGUUCCAAAACUGAUGAAUAUUAACGCAGAAUUGAUUGAAUUAGCAGGUCUGAGUAUAUAUUUGCUUUACAGAAAAAAAAACAAAAAAAACUGCAAACGGCGAAAAAGGGGGAGGGUUUAUGUUACAAGUUAAGAAAACAAAAUGAGAAUUAGAAACAGCAGGCUGAUCACUCCAUCUUACACACUUAUAUCAAGUGUAAUGUACAUGACUUAUCGAACAUAAAUUGGCCUACAAUUGACAUGAAGUUAAAGAUUAUCUACAAAAAGAAAGUUUUGUACAGCAUCGAUGUAUCUUACAAACACUUGUAAACAACAUCAAUCUUAUUAAAAUAUAGAUAUCUGUUUUCGUUAUCCUCAUUUGAGCUUAUAUAUAAGAGCACGCGAGUUAAUAAAGAUCAGAAUUUUAAUAAGAGCGUAACAACAUAGAAAAAUUUCCGAAGCUAGUAGUAGCUAUUACGUUUCCUUGUCUACUGUUAAGUUGAAAGCCCACUCAUACCGUAUGGUCGGCUAUAAAAAGGCCAGUUAUGAAAAAAAUGAAAGAAUUCUUUUGAAAAAAAAUAAGGUCUGAUUUAUAACAAAAGCUAGUUUUUACGGUAAUGAUGUUUAUGAUCAUACUUUUCUCGGACUAUUGAUGACGUCCUUAUAUUAGUUUUCAGUAAGGGAACACCCAUUUGAUUUCGAAAACAGGGAGGGAAUGAGGAUUUUGAAAAUGAAUUACUUGGCCUGGUAUGAACUGAAAUAAUUGACUUUGCACAAGACAGGAUGAGAAUGAACACUCUUCAACAUGAAAUGCAGGAUAGUUGAGGAUAUGAAUGUGUACAAAAGUGAAAAUAAAUUUUCUCGCCGCCAGUCCCAUCCCUUUCUUCAGAAUAUAAAAUGUUCUACCCUAACGGCGAGUACUAUUAUAUCGGUACUUUGUGUUUUUUGUCUUCAUGUUAGUUGUUUUUGUGCUUCGUGCCGAUUUGAAGCCAUUUCAAACUGUUUUUCAGCAGAUUUUUCUUAUACUGUGUUGUUAUACCAUUGUCCAGGUCAAGGGAGGGUUGAAGGAUCACAAACAUGUUUAACCCCUCCAAAUUCUGUAUAUGUCUGUCCAAAAUCAGGAGCCUGCAAUUAAGUGGUUGUCGUUGGUUGCUGUCUGUUGUAUCUGUUUUUGUGUUGUUGCACGAACGGUGGUAUAUUUGUCGUUCCCACCGAGAGGGAUUUAUAGGUCGAAAACAUCAUACAAGACUUUUGAUGUGCCAUAUUCCGGGUGUGAAACAAAACCGACCGAUUUGAUUCUUAUACUACAAUUAUAACAAAAUAUUUAUUCAAUAAAAAGUUUCAAGUUUUGAAAAACAGACACAAAACAGAUUUCUCCGAACAAAGUGACAAUCUACAAAGUUAGUUGGCUAUUCACAACAAAUAAAUCAACCACACAACAAGCAAAAACGACAAAUGUUUUGAGUGACCUCUGUCCUUGUUAAUGACCUAAAAGUGUAAACAACAAAAUGAUUAAUGGCACGAGAUAAUUCGUGUUUAAUCAGUUCCAAAAUGUUGACUUAAUUUGUGUUUUAAAUUGCUAAUUUCUUCAAAACAAUUUUUAUUUCACGCAUGUAAUUUGGCACACACAUGCACUGUGUCUUAUUGCUAAAAUCAGAGUAAAAAAAAUUGUGAUGAUACACGUAAUAAUUUUGCUUUCGAUGAAAAUAGGGUAAAUUUCGGGUAAAAUUUUACUCUUACUAAAAUGAUGAAACACUUAUAUCAAAAUCACUUAAAUACUUUCCGAUUUCGUUAUAUGAUAUAUUUAAUAUAUAAACUAUAUUAAAGGUACUGUUUUAACUACCAACAAAGAACGCAAUAAUUUUAUUUUUCAUGUUAAAGAUUCCCCGUACAAUACGGUAUCUGGUGGUACCCUGUAAAAACACGAAAUUAAGAAAAUCGUGACCACGGGAACUUACGACGACAAUCAUGAUUGUAAAAUAUAAAGAUUUUCCUAUAAUGUGCAAAAAAAUCAGCCGUGUGUUAUCCGUUAACUUAAACUCGUUAACUAGAGGACUUUUUGGACAUUGGGCACCCUACUACAAGGUCCUCAUGCCCGUCAGACAAUUUUCAUUUGACCCCGACCUCAUUUCAUGGAUCAGUGAACAAGGUUAAGUUUUCGUGGUCAAGUCCAUAUAUCAGAUACUAUAAGCAGUAGGUCUACUAUUUUUGGUAUAUGGAAUGAUUGUAAGGUGUACAUGUCCAACUGGUAGGUGUCAUCUGACCUUGACCUCAUUUUCAUGGUUCAGUGGUCAAAGUUAAAUUUUUGAGUUUUGGUCUUUUUUUCUUAUACUAUAUGCAAUAGGUCAACUAUAAAUGAUGUAUGGAAAUAUUUUAUGAUGUACAUGUCAGUCUCACAGGUUUUAUUUGACCUUGACCUCAUUUUCACGGUUCAUUUCUCAGUGUUUUCUUCAACUAUAAGCAAUAGAUCAACUAUAUUUGAUGUAUGGAAGAAUUGUAAGGUGUAUAUGUCUGUCUGGCAGGUAUCAUCUGACCUUGACCUCAUUUUCAUGGUUCAUUGGUCAAUGUUAAGUUUUCAUGGUUAAGUUUGUUUCUUAGAUACUAUAAGCAAUGGGUCAACUAUAUUUAAUGCCUAAAUUGAUUGUAAGGUGUACAUGUCUGUCUGGCAUGGUUCAUCUGACCUUGACCUCAUUUUCAUGGUUCAUUGGUCAAUGUUAAGUUUUCUUGUUUAAGACUGUUUCUUAGAAACAAUAAGCAAUAUGUCAACUAUGUUUGGUUUAUUGAAUGAUUGUAAGGUGUACAUGUACUUCUCGUUUGGUUUAUCUGACCUUGACCUCAUUUUCUUGGAUCAUGUUAAGUUUAUGUGUUACUUGUAGUAAAGCUUUGUAUUAAGGACUAUCAACAUAAAAUCAAUGGUUAGUAAAGAAGGCGAGACAUUACAUGUUCUAGGACAUCAAUAUUUGGUGUAUGGAAUGAUUGUAAGGUUUAUUUUUGUCUAGCUAUUAUCAUCUGACCAUGACCUCAUUUAAUGGUUUAUUGGUCAAGCUUUAGUUUUCCUGGUUGACUUUGUUUCUAAUAUACAAAUUGCAAUAUGUUUACUGUAUUUAAAGCAUGUAAUAAUUGUUGUUUGUACAUGUCUGACCUUGGCCUCAUUUGUAUGGUUCAUUGAUCAAUUUUAAGGUUUCCUGGUUGAGGGUUGUUUCUUAAACAUGCAAUAGGUCACCUAUAUUUGAAGCAUAUUUGGUGUAUCGAAUGAUUUUAAGGUGUACUUGUAUUUGUAUCUUGGUUUAUCUGACCUUGACCUCAUUUUCUUUGACCAUUUUAAGUUUAUUUGAUAGUUGAAUUAAAACUUUAUAUUUAGGACUGUCAACUUAAUAUCAAUGGUUAGUAAUAACGGCGAGAUAUUUCAACGUGUGCUCUAUUGUAUUUUUCAACUUUUGAUUUAAAAAAAAAUAUAUUUAGCCACCAAAAGUUCAUUGAAAGUGUAACUAUUGUCUAAGGAAAAGAAAAUUAUUCUAAAUAAUGAAUAGAUGGCAAUUAAGACUGAUUUUUAUCAUACAUGUUCACGAUGCUAUUUGUCAAACUAUCGCUUUCAUGUAGCCAUUUUCUUAACAAAUAUGAUAAAUUGAGACAUUAAAGUGUGAAAUUUA
This is a messenger RNA of Mytilus californianus (California mussel), 8313 nucleotides long. RefSeq names its product zinc finger protein 11-like. Bases 123 to 3248 code for a protein of 1041 amino acids. The record is from RefSeq and is a predicted model, not a curated record. Gene Ontology annotation, cellular component: chromosome. Gene Ontology annotation, molecular function: protein binding; chromatin insulator sequence binding. Gene Ontology annotation, biological process: regulation of transcription by RNA polymerase II. The transcript has 3 exons. NCBI's taxonomy places the organism in Eukaryota, Metazoa, Mollusca, Bivalvia, Mytilida, Mytilidae.